UGACACUGUGAGACGUGAAACAACUUCUCGUACCCGGAGCGUUCUGUACGCCUUCCAUUUUAAGCAGUCAAUGGAGCGAUCGGAUGAUCGGUCGCAGCGCUUAGCGACGGUCACAUGACCGCGAUCCAGGUACAAGAGCGCGACGCGAUGGGCCACGGCCCCCAGCAUGCUCCCGCUUUCUCCCCCCUCUUUGUGCUCCGUCCCAGAAUGACUUGGAUCCUCGGGUACCCACUUUCCCUCAGAUACGCCAUUCAGUUCGCAAAGGACCACGGUGUCCCCAAGCGUGUUGACCGCCCCUCGGACUUCGAUCGGUCGUUCGCGGCACUAGAGUACAUUGCGGCCAGAAGCGGCGUCGAAGACGUGCUCUCUUGCUGGGUCGACGGCGAGAGCCAGAUGGUGUUCGCGCUCUCUGUCGACUACAAGUCGGGUCCCUACCCGCCGAAGCGCGUGCACCGCUCGCGCACGGUGCCCGACGAGAACAUUCGUGUGCUCGCCUACCUGCUAAAAACUGCCGCCAAGCCGGCAUGGUACCGUUACGACGACGGGACGUACACUCCCUGGCAGGGCGAGUGUCUCCAGUUCGCCGACGACGGGUACGACUCGGACUCGUGCGAGACGUGCGACGAGCGGGACGCUAUGGACGAGGACUCUGACGAUGUCGGAGAAGAGGGGAGCGACGCGGCUGUCGGUGAUGAUGAAAGAGAUGAGGUCAUGGCUAUCAACUCCGAUAGCGAUCUCGCUUCAGACUUCGACGACAAAUGCAGCGUGUACUAGCCUCGUGCUACCCGCGACGCUCCUUGUUCCGGCCGUCCCGGAAACCCCAUUGUGACACCCUCCCUCCAUCCCCCGCUGAUCCUGCUAUCGAUUGUUCUCCGAUUGCUCUCUCCUACUUACAUCGUACACGCUCAUUUAGUCUUGAUUAUUCGCUUCUCACUUCUCUUCCAUCCCUGCACCACAUGCGAUCUAUCUCACUAUUGGAGCACGGAAGUCUAUUGCCUACCAAUUUUUCGACUUAGUACGGAUGUACUUACCUAUUCACCAUCGUUACAGCCUAUUUCAUGGCCGCGUCGCAUUUGCGCGAUCGUGCGCUUGAGACUGCA
Molecule: messenger RNA, 1100 nt
Organism: Laetiporus sulphureus 93-53
Lineage: Eukaryota; Fungi; Basidiomycota; Agaricomycetes; Polyporales; Laetiporaceae
Exons: 2
Coding region: 115-774 (219 amino acids)
Source: RefSeq, a predicted model, not a curated record